Messenger RNA from Suillus plorans, 6633 nucleotides. RefSeq lists its product as uncharacterized. Bases 391 to 6396 code for a protein of 2001 amino acids. The transcript has 8 exons. Lineage: Eukaryota; Fungi; Basidiomycota; Agaricomycetes; Boletales; Suillaceae. The record is from RefSeq and is a predicted model, not a curated record.
AACCAAAUAAGUUCGACUUUCAGGAAGGCGGUGAAGGUAGAAGGGGCUCUUGUCUCUCUUGUGCGCGAGCUUGUCACCGUAAGUCAUCUUUCGUCACUUGGAGAUUCUACUAAUUCAAGGCAUCGACGAGUUCAAUUGUUCUCAGACGACCGUCAGGACCGCAAGACCACGACGAUCUCAUCAAACAAACAAUCAAGUUAAAUCAACAUAGAUCUCAUAACGACACUGACCACGAUUCACGACGACUCAUAACGCCUUCUCAUUUUCUACUUUGCUUGCUUCAUCAUUUCGAAUUUCGACGACUUGUUUUAAUACGAUUACGACUGCAUAUAACGUUUUUCAGGACCGUUUUUCUAUAUCAUCAAUUUUACUUGCACACAAGACGACGACAUGCCUUUGCAACUUCUCUCACGACCAACUGACACCAUUCGCACCCGCUCACCAUCACCCUUCGAAACACCUGCAACCAAGCCUGCUAUCCCCACCAUCCGCCUUAUCGCUGCAACGCCCUCAUCAGCCGAUUCCUCCAUUGCUCCAUGGUCUGAACCCCAGCCCCCACUUGCUCUCGCGCCCAAAGCCUCGUCCUCAGAUGCAACGCCUCGUAAGCGUCUCGUACCCAAGAAAUCAAAGCUUGGUCUUCUUUCGUCGCGAGAGACUGAUUUAUCGGACGUGGUGCGCCGAGUUGGUGCCCGCGACUCGAAUAAGAAUGGUAGCGCAGGCAUCGAAAUAUAUGUUGACCCGAUGCUUGAUCCCGAGAUUGGGGAGAUCGUCGUAGUCAAGAAGAAGAAGAGCCGCAUGGCUUUGGAUGGCAUGCGCUGGGGUCCCGCUCUUGGCGAGGUGACCAACAUUCCACAUGUGAAGGAAAAAGAAAAGAAGGAGAAGAAGAAAGACAAGGAGAAUACAUCGAAGGUAAAGGUGGAUGAAAAGUCCGGAUGGUGGACCAUCGGCAAGGGGAAGAAGGAUUCGAAGGAGAAAGACAGACCGAGAUCGCCCGCACCGCCCUCAACAAGUGAACCAACCGAGUCCCGAGCACGGUUCAAUUCUCUCGACUCGGGGAUUUUGCUUCACAGCCCAGUGUUCUCUGAGCACUCCAAGUCACCUGCAGAGAACCAGCACUUGCGUGUACCGACGCCGCCAUCUGCGACGUUCGCAUCUGGUGCUACACUUGCUCCACCAAGUACUGCCCCCCUCGGCUCAGGCAAAGAUAGCGUCGCUCUCCGAGCCAUGCGCUCUGUGCGCUCUCUCGCACGUAUUGGCUCUUGGGCACAACUCAAGAACAUCCCCGCGCCCGAUGAUACUCCUAAACCUACUCCUCCCGUCAUUAGCGAGCCUAAGAAAAAGAAGAAAAAAAAGGAUAAGAGCCAAAACAAGGAGAAAGAAAAGGCGAAAGAGAAGGACAAGGCUGCAACCGUUCGCUACUCCGGUAGCAGCUUCGAAGCAGGCGCGCUCAGCGCUAGCCCUGAAAAGAACGCCAAUAGAGCAACUCUUGGCAAGAAGAAGUCCAUCCUUGGGCUCGGCCUCCCCUCCACAAUGCGUCUCCCCUCUAUGCGCAGUGGGUCUACGGCAUCGUCGAUUGUAGCUGCUCAAGCACAGAGCUCGAAUAAACCGUGGGUGGAUUCAGCUGCCACGUUAGGGUGUGGUGUUCUGGCCAGGGCAAGGACGGGAUCCACCAUGACAGCGAGCAGCGCUGGCAGCGUGAGGCCUGUUUCUGUAUCUUCGGGAGGGUCUUCUGGGGGUUGCUCGGUGAGGUGGGAUGAGGUUGGGUUAGAAACCGUGAAGGAGGUUAGGAGGAAGGAACGCGCAUUGAAGGAGAAGGAUAGUAUCAAGGAAAAGAAGACCAAAGGAACCCGCAAGAGCUCGGAUAGCAGGAAGAGGACGCCACUCUCGGCAGUUUUCCCCGGGGAAUUGUCUGACCACGAAGGUGAGGGAAUGAAAGAGGAAGAGGAACCUACUGUGCCGCUCGUAACCAUCGAAGAAGCAACUGUCGAUGGACACAGCGACCUCGAGACACCAGUCAAGCGAGCACGUCUAAGGCCGCUAAGCGAGCAGCCUUUGGGGCGUAGCAGGCCCAAGGCUAUGUACGAGGACGAAAACGAUUGCGCAGUAAUGUCCCUCCUGGACGCAGCAACAAAUGAUCUCGCGCAGCUCAUCAACCGCCUUGAUCUGCAAGCGACGCCGGAUAUAUCACCUCUGAGUGGUCGUUCGCCAUCUUUGUUGGCAUCUUCCCAAGCUGGCAGCCCCACAAAACGCAUGACUCUAGAAAGCCCUGUCAAACGCCUCCGCGCAAGCGCCGCGAGCGUCACGUCACUCCGCCCAUAUGCCAAGACAAUAUCCACCGCUGUAGUUCCGUCCAUCGGGCAGCAUAUCGCACCGUGGGCAACGCUCAAUGCUGGGAUAUCACCUGCGAAAUCCCCGCAGAGGGACUCACAUGCGCCAGCAUCGACCUUCAGGUUCACGCACAAGCGUACAAUGAGCCCUGCGCCUGCGGCAGAACCAGAGCCCGUCUUCAAAGCACUCCGCCCCGCGAAAAGCAGGGUGCCUGUCUCAGGACGCACUGUCUUUGCAGCACCUAUGAGCUUACCAUUCACGGGCAACGCGGAUCGUUCACCAUCAUCACGUACGUUUGGCUCUGCACAUUCAAAGGCCAGCUCUCGUGCGUCGCUGGGUACAAGCCCUGUGUUCAAGAAGGCAAGGGGACACGAGAGGAAACCAUCGUCCCUUGUGCCUAUAGAGCAUGCGCAUUUGCAAUUGCGCUGCGACACCACCGAUGAUAUUCAGAAUCCGCUUGAUAGCCCGGGCUUACUGAUUCUCCCUGAUGCACGCCGAAACCUUGGUCUCGCAGGGACGUUGGGCGGUUCCGUGGGAGCACAAGAGCUGGACGCGAGCGAUCCUGACUCUGACAUUCCUGACGAAUUGCAGAUCAUUUUGUCCAACUCGGAUCACGAAGCAGAUGACACGUUGUCGUUCAAUCCUAAUCUGACGGUCGCGCAUCCACCACUGCCCUCGCCCGGGCUACCGCCCGAGAUGCCACUCCCUUUGCCCAAAGGCUCCGUUACUGAAGUUCCUGUGUUCCGCGCCAAAGUCAUCGACGAGGACGACCACCAUGCUGAUGUUGAAGAAGCUGGAAUGUCAUCUGAGGACGAUACCAAGAAAUCCUUUGACUUCACGGGCGAGCUGCAGAAACUGAACGAGUGCGGUGGAUCUAACAGGCUUAGUUUCGUCGAGCAGUUGGAGAACGCGUUUCGCACACCUGCCAAGAUUGAUUUGCGGUAUGAUUUUGACCUUCCACUUGAUGCGCCUCCUGUGCCCAAGAUCCCGUCAUUGCAGGCGGAACUGGAACGCGCGGGGGAUAGCACAUUCAGUAUGGACUAUGUGUCGCAGGAGUUCUUACCUCAGGGCUUCCCGAUGGAUGUGGACACUGAACCGUCGCUGCUUCCUGGAACGGAUAGUUUUGCCACGACAAAUGACUGGGAGAGGGAGGAGGAGGAGGAUUUCCUUUGCGCAGAGCGGCCUCAACUCUUGAGGAACGCUAGGUCCACGAAGUCCAUGAAAUCACGACCAUCAGAUGGACAGCUCAAUAGGAACUUCAAGUUUGGCGGCAAGCCAUCGCCUGCACCCUCGGGUGAAAAGAAUGAGGAGCCACUCACACUAUCGGAUAUCAUCCCUCCUUUGGCUGUUGCCAAGUCCCUCUCCGCAACUUCGUUAGCUGCUGAUGACUCGGCUGUUCUCCAGUCCAUAUUUGCAAAGGCUGUUGAAAUUCCCUCACCUCCAUCUCGCGUUCGCCUCGAUUCAGACACUAGCUCGAAGCGCAUCGGAUGUUCAGCUGCUCGCACUUCAAAUGUUCCAGGUCACUACAGACACUCUUCAGAACUGAGCUUUGCAGGCUUUGAUUCAUUCGCAGAAGUGAGAAGGGGAUUCGAGUUCCAUGACAAUCGUCCGAAUUUCUACCCUCCGCCGGGAGCCACUUCGCGUAGCGAGCACAACAAACGCGAGUCUAUGUUCAGCAUUGCGUCCGUCUCGUCAUAUGGACAGGUUAUCAAUCACGGGUCUACAGAUCCUUUCGACUAUGGGGCAUUGCCACUCCCAAGCCUUCGGGAGCGUCCUUCCUCGGACGAGUUCUCUUUCACUAUGUCUUCUCUUGAUGAUACAUUCUCCUUCAUCCACAAACAACCUCGCAGGAGACGCGUUGACAGCGAUGCCUCCAGCUUCUACUUCCGUACCUCAAUGCACUCGCAGCUGCACCCAUAUAAUCGUAUUGCUGCUCAUCGUCGCCACUCGUCUGCAGUUUCCGUCUCUUCCUUAGGUCCACCGAUCAGCUUAUACAACCGCAACAGCUAUGGACACAACCGCAGCAGUUAUGGAUACCGCCGCCGCAAUGACUCGAGCGCUAGCACGAGCAGCGUUUCGCAACCAUACGUUCAUGGCGGGCGUGCCUCGUGGGCUAGGCAUCGCCCCGACUUUUCUGUGGAUUCCAUGCUCAGCGACUUCUCGGAGAUUCACCUGGGGAGGCCAGGACUGGGAGACAAGAUGCUUGACUCUGCUUUGGAUCGUGGAAUGCCACUGACCGCUAUUUCUGCAUCGCCGCCUGAAAGCCCUGCCGGGAGCAUCGGAAGCGAGCAGUUCCGGAGUGGUCAAUACGUAAAUCGCAUGUCCUAUGAUUCGAUCAUGGACAUGGACCAUGAACAUCAACCAGUGCCCAACAUGGAAGACUCGCUCUUUGAGAAAACUUGCCACAGGACAUCCGUUUCUUCGUCCGACUCUGCGUUCUUUGCUGUAGACUCCUCGCAUGCACCGCCUCAAUUCAAACGGUUAUCAAGCUACAGCAUUGCCAGUGUUCAUAGUCCGCAGAAGGAAGAUGACACCAUGAUCAGCAUGCUUGGUGGUGGCCAUGUUCGACGCCGCUCCGUAGGAUCCAUGAUCGAAGCCUCACCUUGUCGCCAAGUUGAAAAAAGGAAACACAUGGCAUCUGAAGCUCCCCAGCCAAAUUUCCUUCGUAAGGCUGAUGACUAUGAAUCUCCAAAGAGUCGAGUUCUUGAGACCAAGCCGUCGAUUGCUUCGACUGCAUAUUCGGUGAAGUUUGGUGACGAGCGCAUGAUUAGAGCAAAGCACGGUCUUUUGGAGAGGCAGAGUUUGGAGAACACGGUGUUGAUCGCAGAAGGAGAGGAAGAACUAUCAACAUCUUUCCGCAUCCCUGUCUUUACCCGUCCUUCUUGUGCAGGUCGUUCUCGCUCCAGCACUUGUACGUCUAUGAGUUCUGGUGCUGAGACCCCUCCACUUUCAAUGGAUGGGUACUCCACAUUCUCGGAAGGCUCGCAGUCCAGCAUUGACCUCUCACAUGUCAACUACAUGCUUUCUGACGUUACUCACCCUCUGUCGAACGCUACCUUGGACCGAGUCCGACCACGCGCUCGUGGCCACGGUCACCAACGACGUAUCUCUCAGGCUCGUGCAUCACGCACGUCUAUUUACGAGACCAUCGAGGAGGAACUCACAACAUCGCUUGCUCCCACUUCAUCCCUUCAGUCGGUUCCAAGUUCUUCGACAAAGAACAUCCAACUUUCUGAUUCAACGACAAAGACAAUUGGUCGUGCUCCCGUGUUUAUUCCUGAUCCCGCUGAGACUGCGUCUAUGGAUUCGGUGUCGUUGUGGGAUGACGAGAGAGGAAUCAUGGCGCUACGCAAGUACUAUGCGCUUCGCGAUGAAGCUGAAGAUACGGUGACAGAGAGCCAGCGACUCUGGCUUGACACACCAUUUUCCGUCUUCGCAGUUCAAUCAUUUGAUCCUCCUAGUCAUCCUUCCGGCAUGCAAGCGCUCUUGGAACAUUCAAUGCAGAACUACGGGCCUUUACCUUCAGAGUUGCGCCCUCGACGCAUGCGUUCUCGCGUCAACUCUCGACCUUCACCCUACCCCAGGACUUUCAAGACCUCUUUCACAUCUUCUCCAGCCACCGAGCAAGUGAGGGCGGCCAUUGUUGCAGCCGUCGCAGAAAACGCUCCCAAUGACAAUAUGCGCCCCCAAGGUCAUCCGAAGGCGCUGCAACAGAUUUCCGUCAACCCUAACAUUAUGUCACCCGCGAUCGAAAACACCAAGGCAGGUGAACUCAUGAAGGACGCAGCAAUGUCACCUGGUAAACUCGAGCGCGUGUUCGGCCUCCCACCUCGUCCCCGCGUGGGCUCGGUCGCGCGAAGAGCUGCCUUGGGUUGGGUGAAGAGGAGCACUGGCCGCAAUGGUUCAGAGAAUAAGGAGAAUGCUAGCAUCGGUAACAUCUCUCUGGCAGCUGUACCUGGUAAUAUGUCGCAAGGCUUGGGCAUGACGCCAUCGGAAACAUUAAGACUCAACCGACCUCGUCCUAGGGGAAGGCCCACUCCCGCUUCGGUGAGGCCCAUCCGUAUUUGAUAGGGCUGGAAAACCUGUCGUCGUUAUCCUACGUUAACUCCACUAUGCUAUGACUGACCUAUGCCAUAUCCUUUCUUGCUUUUCUCAUACAAUCAAGCUCAUGGAAAACAAUGACUUGCAACCGUUAUUCGUAUAUUUUGUCUGUCACAAUUGCCGGUUCCUGGUGAUUGUGUCCUGUGCAGUACGUAGCGAACAGUGAAUGAUGUAAAUUUCUCGAAAUUAUUAUUAUUGCUCAUA